CUCGGGGCGCCCUUCUUCCGCACUCGCCCUUGCAACAAUGUCUGUGCGCAAGGAGUACGAUAUUAUUUUCGCCGGGGCUGGGACUGCUGCCUGUGUCGCAGCCGGUCGCCUCGCCGCUGCUGAUCCCUCUCUCAGGAUUCUGCUCCUUGAAGCCGGUCCCCAUACCCUUGGCCUCGCAGCGCACGUCGAGCCAUACCGCUUCGUCACCCACCUCGCACCAGAGAGCGCGACCGUCACGCCCUAUGUCUCAUCCCCUAGCGCCGCCCUAGCCAAUCGAUCUAUCGUCGUCCCUGUCGGGCAUUGCGUCGGCGGAGGCAGCUCGGUCAACUUCAUGAUGUAUACUCGCGCCGCGGCGUCCGACUACGACGACUGGGGCGCUCCUGGAUGGACUACCAAGGAGCUACUCCCGUUGUUGAAGAAGUCAGAGACCUAUCAAGAGGACUCGCCCCGACAAGACACACACGGGUACGACGGGCUGCUCAAGGUGUCCUACGGCGGUCAUUUCCUGCAUUUUGCGCGCGAGUUCCUGGACGUGGCGGCGGCGUACGACAAGGAACGCGAGAUCACCGCGGACAUGAACACGCUAUUUGAGUGCGACAAGUAUGCGCGCUGGCCGAAGUGGAUCGACAAGGAGAGCGGGAGGCGCUCGGACCCCGCGCACCACUACAUUUAUAAUCAGGCCGCGAACACGAAUCUGCGGCUCAUUGCUGGCGCGCGCGUGGUCCGAGUGCUGUUCAAAGAUAAGAAGGCGUGCGGCGUCGAGUACGUCAGCGAGAACCAGCCAGGCUCUGGGAUCAGCACCGUAUACGCAGCCAAGCUCGUCGUCUUAUCCGCAGGCGCAUUCGGCACACCGGCGAUCCUCGAGCGGUCUGGAAUAGGAGGCGCGCAGCUGCUGGAGAAGCUCGCUAUCCCGGUCGUGGUCGAUCUUCCUGGGGUGGGGGAGAGUUAUCAGGAUCACCAUCUCAUGCACGUCAGAUACCAUGCGGACGAUGAUAUGGAGACGCUGGACGCUCUUCUCGACGGAGAGCCGGAGGAAAUCGCCUACUGGUCGAAGAUGUACGAAGAGGAAGGCAAGGGGUUGAAGGCGACAAACGGCAUUGACGCUGGCAUCAAGAUCCGCCCUACUGCGACUGAGCGCGCCUCCAUGGGCCCCGCUUUCGCGGCCUACUGGGACGAAGUAUUCGAGAGCGCGCCAGAUAAGCCGCUUCUGGCUAUCUCGUGCUCUGCAGUGUCGAUUGGCGCCACCCCCUCCGUUGAUCACAAGAGCAGAUUCCUGGCUAUCUCGUUCUACACGGUGCUUCUUUACCCUCAAUCGCGUGGACGCACCCAUAUUACCAGCGCGACAGACGCGUUCGCGCCGCCAGCCUUCGAGUCGGGGUUUUUGGAGGACUCCGGCGCAGACCUCGCCGCCCUCGUCUGGGGCUAUAAGCACUCCCGAGAGCUCGCGCGGCGGAUGCCGGUAUACAGAGGCGAGCUCGCGAUGGCACACCCGAUCUUCCCGGGUUGCGGGGCCGCCGUGUCUUCAAGAGCAAACGUCGAUACGACCACUGCCACCGACGACGCGACCGUCGCCUCCGAGGGCCCGACCGUCGGUAUCAGCAGCAUGCCUCUUGUCAAGCUGGAAUACGAAAGUGAGGCGAAAGAGCCGCCCACUGCUAGCGCCCAGCAAGGAAACCGCGACAUCCAGCAAGAGAGGCAUACAGAAACGAAGAAAGAUUUCACAAGUCCCCUAGCAGGCCCCGCCCCGGGUCCCGUCCCCAUUGACGCGCCAAACAUCGUGUACAGCGCGGAAGACGAUAAGGCGAUAGAAGAUUGGGCGAGAGAACAUGUGCAAACGACGUGGCAUUCGCUUGGUACAUGUCCCAUGAGGCCUCGCUCGGAAGGCGGCGUUGUUGACGCCCGGCUCAACGUGUACGGCGUGCAGGGCCUUAAGAUAGUCGAUCUCUCCAUCGCACCCUUCAACGUUGGCGCCAAUACGUGUAGCACCGCGCUCGUGAUUGGGGAGAAGGCCGCUAUGCUGAUUGCAGAGGAUCUGGGAAUGAAGGGGGCGUGAUGUCUAAUAGAUACGUAGGAUGGCUCGCGUAUAUACAGCUCUCAACGCUCAUGCAUGUCAGCUUCACGAUGACACAAGGCAUAACCCAUUCUUG
Schizophyllum commune H4-8 is the source of this 2147-nucleotide messenger RNA. RefSeq names its product alcohol oxidase-like protein. NCBI's taxonomy places the organism in Eukaryota, Fungi, Basidiomycota, Agaricomycetes, Agaricales, Schizophyllaceae. The transcript has 15 exons. The record is from RefSeq and is a predicted model, not a curated record. Gene Ontology annotation, molecular function: oxidoreductase activity, acting on CH-OH group of donors; flavin adenine dinucleotide binding. Bases 38 to 2053 code for a protein of 671 amino acids.